CCCCCUUUUUCUUUCGUACUUUUUAUUUUCUUGGUUUCAGGUGGUCUUUUUCAUGCCAAGAACUAGUCUUGGAACAACAGCUGUUAAAAUUUUCUUUGAAGCCAAAUUGAAAUGAAAUGAAGCAAGAAAUUUGCGUUUUAAUGUGAUAUAAUGAAAUUCAGUUUCUACAGAUAUGUACUUUUUUCAUGCAUGGUUGUAGGAACUUGAAUUUUUAAUGAAAUUUUUAUCUAAAUGAAAUUAAAGUUGUUUUCUUUUUGACAUUCCUUUUAGUGAAUCCUAAUGGCUUUUACAUUCUGAGUAGCUGCUGUUGGCAUGUCGUGGAUGCUAUUACUACUGUAUUUAUACUUUACCAUCUGACUCAAGAUCCUCUGACAUUGAAAUAAGGUCAAAUGAAGCAUUAAUCUGCUCAGCGAUCACCUCAUCUUCUCUUGAAAGGCAGGAAUGGUGCAAAUUGACGAGGAACUCAGAUCAACGUUCUGCCACAAUGCAAAAUACAAGUUCAAAUGCAAUACUUGUUGAUGAGGCUGUUGUCCAUAGUCAAGAUGAUAUUAUAAUCAAUUGUGGAAGUGAAAUUAUACCUGGCCCUGAAAAAGAAGGUUAUUUGAGUUAUAGAUUUAAAGUAAUGCCUCCUCCAAAAUCCUGCGCGAGGCAAUUAAAGGUCUGUAUAGAUGCUGAUCAUGCAAAAUGUAGUAUUUGCUUAAACAUUUGGCAUGACGUUGUUACUGUUGCUCCUUGCCUUCAUAACUUCUGCAAUGGGUGCUUCUCAGAGUGGUUAAGGAGAUCAGUCGAGAAACAUUCGACUGUGCUUUGCCCUCAUUGUAGGGCAGUUGUACAAUUUGUUGGUAGAAAUCACUUCCUGCAUAGUAUUGAGGAGGAUAUACUACAAGCCGAUUCUUCAUUAAAACGAUCAGAUGAAGAAAUUGCUCUUCUAGAUUCUUGUGCGUCAGUAAGAUCUAACCUUGUUAUUCAAAGUGGUAAGAAGUCCAAUCGGAAGAGAGCACAUUCAACAUUGGAUGUGGAAAAUGAUGGUGUGGAGUUCCCAUGUCCUCAAUGUGGUACAGAAAUUAGCGGCUUUCGCUGCAGCCAGAACACGGUCCAUUUGCAAUGUCAAUCUUGUGGAGGCAUGAUGCCUUCCAGAACAGAAUUUGGUGUACCCCAACACUGUUUGGGAUGUGAUAGAGCAUUUUGCAGUGCUUAUUGGCAUUCUCAAGGGGUUACCCGAAGCAACUCUCAUUCUGUGUGCAGUCAUGAGAAUUUUAAACCAAUUUCUCGACGCAAUAUCUUGCAGAUUCCAUUUGUGGCACAUGAAAAGAAUCGGCAUGAACAAGAUAUCACUGAGAGGUGUAUUAGACAAAUGGGAAAAACACUGCAGGAUGUUAUAUCGGAUUGGAUUGGAAAGUUCAACAACAGAGAAAUUGAUCGUACAAGGUUGCCAUUGAAUCACGCUGAGAUGAUAAAUGCAGGAACACAUGUUUGCAAUGAUUGUUAUGACAAAUUGGUCUCCUUUCUCUUAUACUGGUUUCGGAUUUCAAUUCCUAAAGAUUUUGUACCACUGGAGGCACUUAGAAGGGAAGAUUGUUGGUAUGGACAUGCAUGUCGGACACAGCACCAUAACGAAGAACAUGCACGCAAAAGAAAUCAUGUCUGCCGCCCUACGAGGGGUAGGGAUACAUAGCAUGGAGCUGGAUAGACUGCCAAAUUCUGAUCUGCUGGGUAACUUUUGUGUUUGCUUUUGUACCAUCUAAUUGGUCAUUUUGUACUUCGGGUAUAAUUUAAUCGAAGUUUUGGUAUUUAGCAUGCCUGACUUGUGCAAGUUUCUGAUGCAAUUUGAGAAAUAUAUGCUGACUGCAUUUUGGAAACGAACCAUGCCCAACUUAGAUAAAUUGAUUCUGUAGGAAGAUAUAUGUAUAAAUGCCAAGUUUAGCUAGACAAAUUACUUGAAAUGAUCAUGAAUAUAAGAAGGGAAAUAGGAGAACAUUUACCAUUCA
Ricinus communis (castor bean) is the source of this 1988-nucleotide messenger RNA. RefSeq names its product E3 ubiquitin-protein ligase CHFR. Lineage: Eukaryota; Viridiplantae; Streptophyta; Magnoliopsida; Malpighiales; Euphorbiaceae. Gene Ontology annotation, cellular component: nucleus. The record is from RefSeq and is a predicted model, not a curated record. The coding region runs from base 485 to 1675 and encodes 396 amino acids. The transcript has 15 exons. Gene Ontology annotation, molecular function: metal ion binding; ubiquitin-protein transferase activity. Gene Ontology annotation, biological process: mitotic cell cycle checkpoint signaling; protein ubiquitination; ubiquitin-dependent protein catabolic process.